GCGAGUAAAGGAUUAACUGGGAAUGAGGAAGCAGCAGGGAUUAACGCCCGCCCGAGAUCCUCACACAUCAGCCGUCUGUUAAAGCUCUGCUCAGCAGUGGUUGUUUUCCAGGGUGUGGGGAGUCCCUGAGCGAUGGACCCACAGCCAGCUCCAAGCCUGGUCGAUAAGGAGGUGGGAGAGAAGGAGCCCAGCGCUGACUCAGGGAUGAUGAAGUUUGUGGUGGUGCUGCCCACUCAGAAAGCUGACGGUAAUGGGAAUGAGGUGCUGACUGUGGAAGUGUCACUGAACAGCACAGUGAGGAGCCUCUGGCUGAUCAUCUGGCUCAGAGCCAGCCAGGAGAGCGGGAAACCCUCCAUCUACCGACUGUCUGACCCCGAGUCCCACCAGCUCCUCUACAAGAAGGGAGCGAGCUGGUAUGAGAUUUAUGACAGCCAGCAGUUCCUGCACACACUCGACGCAGUGAGGUACUGGAGGUGUCUGGGCUCUCAGAAGUGUCUCCUUUACAUCAAACAGCGACCCAAGGCUACGAGAGAGGCUGAGAUAUUCCAGAAGGAUCUGGCAUACCUGAUUGGCUAUGACAUGCAAAGCACUGUUGCCGAGCAGCGCAGUGAGGUGGCCUGUGCCCGAAGGAAACUCGCCUCGUCUCGGAAAUCCGAGAUCCACAAUCGGGAUAGGCGGGAUUACGCAAUGGAACCUUGGCUGGCUUCCUGCCCUCUCCCCAAAACCCUCCAGAGUCAAAUCAGCAAGGAGUUGGUGGUGGUCAUCUCCUACAACACCAUCAGCCACAAGAUGAAGGUAGGGAUUUACGACACAGCGGAUAUGGUGGCCCGCCUGUCCAGACAGAAGAUGGCAGAGAGAGGGUCACUGAUGCAGGAGGCUGAUCAUCGCUUCGUCUUAAAGGUCUGGGGCAGAGAAGAGUACAUCACGGGAAACUGGUCCCUCAUUGACUUCACCUGGGUGAGGCGCUGCAUCAAGAAUAAAGAGGAAUUGCGACUGGCACUGGUGCCCGCUCCGUGUCUUACAGACGAUGAGGUGAAGAUUGAGGACUGGCCUUUGGUUGAUCAGUGCACAGGGCUCACCACCACCCAUGACCAGUUGGCCCUGAGGGACAAAGAUAUUGAGCAGAUUCGGAUGCUGUCGCUCUGGGAUUGCAGUCAGCGUUUCCGGGUCAAGCUUGUGGGUUUGGACAUUCCCGUUCUUCCCAGCAAAAGCCUCCCGAAUAUAUUUGUGGAGGGGACUGUUCACCACGCCACCAAUGUUCUCGCUUCGGCCUACUCUCAGCCCAUGCCUCUGGCCGAGGAGAUUUUGUGGAACUCUUGGCUGGAGUUUGACAUUGCAGUGAAGAACCUGCCCAAAGGAUCGCGGUUGGCUCUGUCCGUGUACGGCCUGGACCAAGAGAGCUCGACCUCGAGAGAUGGGAAGGCCAGCUCCCAGAACAUUAGGGACACCGUGGACGCUCACAGAGGGAAGAGCAAACUCCUUUACUUUGUCAACUUACUCCUGAUCGAUCAUCGUUCACUCCUUCAGCAAGGACAGCACAUCCUCCACAUGUGGACCUACUCGUCUCGCGAGGAGAGACUGGUCACCCACGAAGUGGACAAACUCUCUUCCAAGACAAACCCUGAUAUCGAGAACUCGGCAGCGAUCUGUAUCCUGUUGGACAGUUACAAUUACCCGGUGGUGCUGCCGAGUGGCAUGGGCUCAUGGUCCUCAAGGGUUGACCAAUCCGAAGAGGAGGAGGUGGCAGUGCGACAGGAAGUGGUGCAGGAGGUCUCUCGGUGUUCCCUGAGCGGCUCCCAGAAGGACUUGUUGAAACGGUUCACAGAGGAGUGCGCUCAGUACAGUCUCUCACUGCCCACCUUCCUCAGCACUGUCCAAUGGGGUGACCUAAAAGCGGUUGAGGAAGUGCACUGGCUGUUUGAUCACUGGAACCCUCCAGAGUUGGAUAUUGCUGUCGCACUGGAACUGCUCAGCAUCGACAUUGCCGAUGAGAAGGUCAGGACACUCUCCGUCCAGCGGCUGGAGCAGGUGGACAAUGACCAUCUGUUGAGAUACCUCCUGCAGCUCGUCCAGAGUAAGAGAAUUGGCCAUUUCUUCUUCUGGUACCUCCGCAGUGAGGUCACAUCUUCCCCAUAUUUCUGUGACCGGUUUGCACUGGUUCUUGAGGCCUACCUGAUGGGCUGUGGGCGGGCAGUCAUCGAGGGGUUCCAAAAACAGGUCCAGUUGGUCGAGGCCCUCAGCCAGGUUGCCACGGAGAUCAAGAAGAUCAUUCCGGAGAAGAGUGACCUCCCGCCCAAUG
Molecule: messenger RNA, 2299 nt
Organism: Chiloscyllium plagiosum (whitespotted bambooshark)
Lineage: Eukaryota; Metazoa; Chordata; Chondrichthyes; Orectolobiformes; Hemiscylliidae
Source: RefSeq, a predicted model, not a curated record